ACGUAGACACUGAACGGAUUCUUCUAAGCAGCGGUUCAAUUGCUGGUGCAAUAUCUCCCCCGUAGUGUCAGCACGCUAGAGACACCGCGAGGCUGCAUCGGCCGCGCGGCCGGGACAAGCAAGUGCCACCUGUGACAAUAAUUGCCCAGGCACGUGUCCAAAACCGGAGCGACAAGGUGCAACCACGACUGACAACACAUGCUGAUCUUCGCGCGCAGGUGCCAAGGAGGAGGAGGAGGAUGAAGGGGUAGAGGGGGCAACGGGAGAGGGAGAAGCCAAGAGGUGGCGGGCCAAAGAACGACAAAUAAAUGUAUCAUGACCCACUUCAGGAUACGGAGGCAGCUCCGAUCACCGGGCGCUGGAGGCUCGCAAAGUAACAGCGGCCCGCCCGGCGGGAGCGCCUGGCACAUGCGCGCGUACAGCAAACAAAAUCGCCCACUCAGAGGCUCGCAACCACGCUCGCCUCAGACCAUGUCGGCGCUGAUCUCGAUGCGGAUCUCGACGCCCGCUGGGGCGCCAACGUCGGAUGAGGCGUGGACGUUGGUGUCAAUGCUGGUGUCAAUGAUGGUGUCGAUGCUGGUGUCGGUGAUGGUGGCAAUGCUGGCGUCGCUAUUACGCUAUCAGCCACUCGGCCGGGACAGCGCUGCGCACCGUGAGAGCAGCACGCACGCACCAACUCCAUGACAUUCAGAGGGGGGACAAUAUUUGUCCGCCCUCUCCCCGUGCCCGGUGUCAUUGCCGGGAUUGGUGCCCUUUCUUAUCCGCAGAGAAAAUAAGUCGUACAACGUUUCAGUGCGAGACUGUUCAACGUCGGCAGGUCGGCGCGGGAGUCGGCGAGCUGGCCGAUGCUGGAGUCGGCGAGCGAGUCGGCGUGGGAGUCGGCGAGCUGCUCCGUGCGGGAGUCGGUGAGCUGGUCGGUGCGGGAGUCGGCGAUCUGCAUCGGCCAAGAUCGCCCACCGCCGCGCCGACCAGCUCGCCGACUCCUGCACUGACGAGCUCGGGGCUCGCAGACAUGCCACGUCCUCGAGCAUUGAAGGCAUAUUUUUGUUGUCAGUUUUUUUAAAUGGCCGUGAGUUUCGCUUGAGACUUCCUUACGGCGCACUGUGCCAAAACUGAACAUGUGCAACAACUAGCUGCACGGAUGGAUGGCCAGUCGUUUUCAACGUGUGGCUCGCGUCGUCUCGUGGCGCACAAUCUUCUGGAACACGUCUCGAC
This is a messenger RNA of Prorocentrum cordatum, 1215 nucleotides long. The record is from the annotation of a GenBank genome assembly. Lineage: Eukaryota; Dinophyceae; Prorocentrales; Prorocentraceae.